Messenger RNA from Aaosphaeria arxii CBS 175.79, 2091 nucleotides. RefSeq lists its product as uncharacterized. Gene Ontology annotation, biological process: regulation of DNA-templated transcription. Gene Ontology annotation, cellular component: nucleus. Gene Ontology annotation, molecular function: zinc ion binding; DNA-binding transcription factor activity, RNA polymerase II-specific. Bases 1 to 2091 code for a protein of 696 amino acids. Lineage: Eukaryota; Fungi; Ascomycota; Dothideomycetes; Pleosporales. The record is from RefSeq and is a predicted model, not a curated record. The transcript is spliced from 8 exons.
AUGGCAGAAACGGAUCUUAUCACAACAUCGCAAAUCGUGCCGCCACAAGUACCACAGCGAUCUCGGUUGUCCAGGACGGCUUGCGAGAGAUGCCGUAAGCAAAAGUUGCGUUGUAGUCGAGAGCAGCCCACCUGCAACAGAUGUCUUCGCCUAUCUGGCAGCUGCAAUUACCCCAAACUAGCUGACCGCAGGGUCCUUGCUGCCCAGCGAGAGGCUGCCCGGAGGGUGGAGAUAUCGUCGCUUGCGGAUACCAUCGAGCCCAAUGUUGCUGCUCCUGUUGCUACUAAUGAUUUUCCCGCAGUUAGUACGCAGGCUAGCCAACCGUCCCAUGUGGACAUAGGCUCAUCAGAUCUCCCUCCUCGAGCCAUAGGUUUGGGAUUACUCGAUAUUUAUUUUGAGCGAUUAUACAAUGCACCACUGCUUUUUCGAAAAUCGGAUUUGUUCGAAUCGUAUCUCAACAACAGCACCCCAUCGUUCCUUUUGAAGGCUUUGUUUGCUUUGGCCUCACGAUUCCUUCAAGCCCCACCCUCAGAUCACAGGUUGUCACUCAAUCGCCCUCCUAUCAUCCCCGCUGAGUUGACAAUGCUGAGCUCAUACCGUAAACACGGAAAGAGCUGGGCUGAGGCGGCUGCUAUGGAGGUUUUGCAACUAGCGGAUCGUCCAACAGUUCAGUCAAUCCAAACGUUAGCAUCCCUCAGUAUAUACUGGUUCUCCAGGCGAGAUUCAGAUCGUGCCAGAAUAUUCAUAGCGAUUGCCUACACAUCUUGCUCAAACUUUCUGCCUUUGAAAAUCCCCACGGGCGAAGAGCAAGGCCAAGCAGGUGCGUUGGCCAAAGAGGAAAUAAGAGCGUGUUUUUGGGCCUGCUGGGCUUCUAUAUGUGCUGCUGCAAUGCCCGAAGCAUACGCACUGAAUGCUUGGGCCGAAGCCUCCAGGGUUCCCUUGCCCCUGCCAUGGCACGAGUACCAACUUAAUUCCAUUUUGAAUAGAGAAUAUAUGGAUGAGGAGUGGAACUGUCGGCUAUGUCAGCAAGAAAAUGAAGGAAGAGUCUUGCUAAACACGGGAUCAAGCGAAACAGUCAUGGGGAAGACGCUCAAGAUGAUGGGCAUCUGGGCCCGUGUGCAAGUAAUUGUGAGAAGGGACAUCGUAGGCCCCUCUACAUCUCAGCUCAAGACACUUGCCGCCACCGCGAAGCAUCUAUUCAACCCGCAACAGCUUUCCCCAUCCUUCGCAGAUAACGGGUCUCAAGUCCAAGAUCAUGCCAGGCUUCUUGGCAUGCAUUCUUUGUAUCAUCUCUGCCGUAUGGUAGCUUUGUCUCCUCUUGUCACCAUUUUCUCUGGACGCCGCCUGCCGACCGAGAGGGUGGAGAGCACCACCCGAGCCUAUGCAGAAGCGGUUGCGGAUCAUGCCCUUCAACAUUGCCAGCUUGUCCACGCUUAUGUCCUGAAAUCGCACGACAUAACCAAGAUCAGCUCUUUAACUGCGUUCGCAAGCUUUGUAGCAACGUCUAUACUUGCGACACUGGUCAAAUCAAGAAUUCGUAGGCACCACGAUAUGCCAAACGACUUCAAUCAAAUGCUCCGCCAAGUCUUGAUAUUUCUUCGCGAUUCAGUGGACAUACUAGAUAUUCUUCAGCUAACUUGGGAGCCAUUGAGGCCGAUGGCUGAAGUUUUACACCAACGAUUGAGGUCCCUACCGACAAUGAUGGGCGAAAACGCAACGUGCAAUCUUUCUGAAUCUCCACGGCCACUCAGAAUUCCUGUCACUGGUUUCAAUAGCCCCAUACCGGAAGGGGGUUCAAUUCCCAUGACGUAUGUUGACAGUGGGAGCCACUCCACAGUACUGGAAGAUGAUACUCAGCCUUCACCAAUAAUUGGACAAGGUGGUGUAAGAAUCAAUUCAAACCAUGCAUACGAAGACAUUAUCGAUAACGAAAGCACUAUCGAGUUUCCUGCAGAGACUGGGCCACCCGAUGCCUCUUGGCCGGUCAACCUUUUCGGAACAGACAACGACAUUCUCAAUUUGGAUAACGUCUCGGAUUGGGAUUUCGACCUCUUGACACUGUACUCUGCGCGAGAUAAUUCAUGUGUCUAG